AACUAUAGAUUAUAUAUAAACAUGAGGGAAAUCAGUUAAUUCUUCAUCAGUUUGUAAAAUUUCGGGACAGAAGAAACAUCGUUUUUCGGCAUGAGAACCAGUGAUUUCAUUUUUAAAGAAAAGCUUGGUACUGGUGCCUUUGGUGCUUGCUAUCUGGCAACGUACAAGCCAAACCAACGCUGGUACGUUAUCAAAAAACAGAGUAUGGAACAUGUGGAGAUCGUUAUGAACGAAGUUAAAUUAUUGAGCAAGAUGGAACAUACUAAUAUAAUAACUUAUUACGGUUCGUGGAUUGAGAAUAAUAAAUGUUUUAUUUUAAUGGAAUACGCCACCAAGGGAACUCUCUAUAAUCUUUUAUCACGACGUCAACAUCCACUUCAACAGCGGGAUGCACUUUAUCUCUUCGCGCAAAUCACACUAGGCGUCCAUCAUAUCCACAAGCAGAACGUUCUACAUCGUGAUUUGAAACCUGGCAACAUAAUGCUCACAGGUCAAAAUGCGGAUGUGAUAAAGAUAGGUGACUUUGGCAUUUCCAAACGCAUAAAUAGGGAGGACGCUCAAACGCGAGUUGGCACGAGGAUGUACAUGGCACCGGAAGUGCUGCGAGGACACCGUUACGGUUACAAGUGUGACAUAUGGAGUAUGGGUAUCAUCCUCUAUGAGAUGCUGACAUUAAAGUUUCCAUUUGCAUCUAAUAGUCACGUUGGCAUGAUUACACGAAUUCUCGAGAUGAAGCCAAGCAAGCUACCAGCGACUGUUUCCGAGGACUGCGUUAGAAUGCUGUCGAAGAUGCUGCAAAAAGAUCCUCAAGAUAGACCCCCGUCCAGAUAUUUAGUACUGUGUCCGCUGCUUCUACAUUCUAUCAGCAAAGUUUAUUUGAAUGUCGGCAGGGUCGACAGAGCGCAAUGCUAAACGUCAAAAUUGGCAAAUGAUGGAUGACAGUGAUUACAGAGAAUUUUAAAAUUUGAUUUAAAAAAUUUUUAAUUUUAUGAUUGGAUUAUAAAAAAGUAUAUAAGUUUUAAGAAUUCAAAAAAUUAACGAUAUACGUUGCGGACUCCUAUCCUAUCAAUGAAUAUCUUCUUAAUAGUAACAUUAAGACGUGUAA
This is a messenger RNA of Cephus cinctus (wheat stem sawfly), 1105 nucleotides long. Its product is annotated as serine/threonine-protein kinase Nek5. Bases 91 to 912 code for a protein of 273 amino acids. Lineage: Eukaryota; Metazoa; Arthropoda; Insecta; Hymenoptera; Cephidae. Gene Ontology annotation, biological process: protein phosphorylation. The record is from RefSeq and is a predicted model, not a curated record. The transcript is spliced from 6 exons. Gene Ontology annotation, molecular function: protein kinase activity; ATP binding.